CCAUUGUCCGUCCCUGAGAUAGAGCGAACUUACGCCUGGUAUUUCAACAACAUUCAGAGUAUAUGUGGUAACCUGAAGCGCUUUGGUAGAGUCAAAGAUGGCGGAUGGGAUGUAUGUCUGGACGAAGAUUUGGUACAGAAAGGUCACUGUCUAGUUUACUCGUUCGGAAUCGAUUUCGAAUUUAGCUUUGAUGACGGUAUCUCUGAAGAAUGGGGCUGUAUGGUUCACUCAUUUGACCCGAGCAUGAACACAGACAGUCAUCGACGGAGUCCUAAGGUAUAUUUCCACAACUUGGGACUUUCCAAUUUUAACGGAACGACACCGGGGGCCAACUGGAAAAUGUUGACAUUUCAGGGAAUAAGACAAGAACUCAACCACCAAAACAUUAUUCCAGAUAUUAUUAAAAUGGACAUAGAAGAUUGGGAAUGGCAUGCUAUACCGGAAAUGUUGACCUCCAAAGCUUUAACCGGCGUGAAACAAUUCCUGGUGGAAUUUCACUUUUCUAACAUACCGGAGGCGGAUACGGAGGGAUUUUGGAUAUCAAAAUUCUUCCUACUCAAAGAAUUAUAUGCAAUGGGAUUUCGAAUGACCUGGAUUACACGGAAACUCCUGAAUGUUUGGCAGUCCCGCGUAACGGGAAAAGACAUCAUUGGUUGUUUCGAGGUAACAUUUAUCAGGAGGUGAUAUCAAAGAGCUUCUUUUUAAAUCAAUAUUAUAAAAUUACAAAA
Molecule: messenger RNA, 728 nt
Organism: Pecten maximus
Lineage: Eukaryota; Metazoa; Mollusca; Bivalvia; Pectinida; Pectinidae
Exons: 5
Coding region: 220-684 (154 amino acids)
Source: RefSeq, a predicted model, not a curated record